AUGAGGCUGAGCGCCCCAUCGGCCAUUCAAGCUGCAGUGUGCAUCGUCCAUCUGCAGCCCAGCCGCAGUAAAUUCCCAUUACACGUACUACCCGAGAGGAGGUUAUCCCCAAGUCCCUGGACUCCCGGGGACCUGUCCCGGGGCCGGAUGAGCCAGGAUCAUACCACGUUCUGGGGUCCCGACGUUUAUGAUCAGUUCUGCAAGACGACAAUGCAGAUUAUUUCCUUGUCUUUUGGCACUCGGCACUCUCUUUACAGCAUUCACGAGCUGAACUUCCAGGACUUCAAACACGGCCCUGUUCUCAUGUCCAGCAUUCUUAGGUGGUGGCCAGUUCGUCUCGUCGACCCAAUGCCCGGGUUUGCGCCUGCUCUUGGUCUGCCCGCGCCAGUCCCUUCCACAGGUAGUUGA
Molecule: messenger RNA, 408 nt
Organism: Sodiomyces alkalinus F11
Lineage: Eukaryota; Fungi; Ascomycota; Sordariomycetes; Glomerellales; Plectosphaerellaceae
Exons: 7
Coding region: 1-408 (135 amino acids)
Source: RefSeq, a predicted model, not a curated record